AUGUCUACAAGAUUUCUCUUCAAAGCGACAGGAGCACCGAAUGCUUCUCCGACUAACACCCAUCAUCAGAUAAUCUACAUCGCGGUGCACAUGAUAGCUGCGGAUGCCCGUCUUACUGACACGACGCAAAUAGCUCAAAUCCAAAUCACCGAUGUGUCAUUUCGAACGCGUGAACCAAGAGCAGGGCUUCUUCUACCGAUGCUGGUUGCCUCUCUUUCAGGCAAACGAGCACAUCGGAAGCAUGACGUGGCGCACCAGUUGACUCGAGUCCAAACAUGCUCGCAGCACAUCCAGAUCCAUAUGCCAUGCACAGGAUUCGUUAGCCUUGUAGCCCGUCUUCAAUAA
Aureococcus anophagefferens is the source of this 345-nucleotide messenger RNA. RefSeq lists its product as hypothetical. The record is from RefSeq and is a predicted model, not a curated record. Bases 1 to 345 code for a protein of 114 amino acids. The transcript has 3 exons. NCBI's taxonomy places the organism in Eukaryota, Pelagophyceae, Pelagomonadales, Pelagomonadaceae.